GUCUGGCCCGUGCCCGAUGGCAGCGGUGACGCGCCACGGCGAGGAGAUGUCACCGCCGGUCCUGCUGCUGCACGGCCGCCCUGUGUUGCGUGAGCGCGGUGCUUGACCCCCGCAUACGCAUCCGCUUGUCGCCAUGCGCAAGACUUCUCAAGACGGCGGAGAUUCAACAUCUAUUUCAAGUGGACUGGAAAACGACAUCUUAAAGCGACCCGGAGGAUUACUAAUGAAAACAAAAAAGACUUCUAUUAAAAGGAAGGUUCAAAACCUUAGUGAGUCUGACGAAGGAGUAGUAGAACCACUUUUACAAAGAGAUAAGGAGAGAACGGAGAGCGUAAACCAAAGUGCCAAAUUUUUGAUGUCCAAAUCUAAGACUGAGUCGACAAGCGAGAAGGGAGAUGAUAAAGACAAACUGCUCGCUGAUAAUCAAGCCUUAACAACUUCGAUGACGAGUGUCCCAGGAAUCACAGACAAUCAAACGCUCGCAAAUGGAAUAAAAGAUAUGCAAAUUAAUAAAUCAUGUGCAAGUUCAGCUCCUAUUCACAACCACAUGAACACAAACGUAUUUAGUACACAUGAUGGAGCCAAAACCGUUGGAGCACCUAAAACUCAGAUUCUUGUGGAAAUUGAUGGAAACAAAACUUACAAUCCAAGUCCAUUAAUAUUUACGACUGCUAAAAUUCACACAGAUGGAAAAACUAAACCAAUGGAACCUGUGCAAGUAACGCCUGUGCCAAUUUUAUCGACUAUAGAAGGUAGUGUUGUUAAAUCUGGAACCACCACUGAUAAAUUAAAAUUCACAAGUGGAACAACAAUAAAAGAUGACGUUCUAAGUAAUUUAAGUAAGACUAUAUCGGCUAAGGACCAGCUAAAUGUGUCCAGCUGCUCAGGUAAUAAUGCAACUUCUUAUUCGGGAGCAUCAGGUAAGGACACAAUUUCAACUAUUUCUGAAAACAAAAAGCCAAACACAUCAAUUAAGACCACAACUGUAAGCACAACCAUAUCAAAUGUGACAGAUAAAAUACCUAAAGUUACAUCUUCAGUAGAUUAUGUCAAAAGCAUAACACAAUUAAAAACUGCAGUGUCCUCACCUAUAUCUUUGCCACAAACCGAAUAUUUUACAAUUUCUGAGAUUGCAAGAACAACAGCAAUAGACAGAAAUUGUAAAUCAGUGCCUGGUACAUCAAAUACCGUAUCUCAUGCAAAUAUUUCAAAAAUAGCUAACAUCAAUGAUAAACUUGAAACAAAGUCACAAAGUAAAAUAGAUACUGCUGUCAUCAGAGAAGUAGAGGUAGACGUGAAUAAAAAUGUUCAAACUGUAAGCAACUCUGAUUUUGAGAAAUCAGAAACAUCUAAAGAAAUAAAGUCAACUGUAAAUACAAAAGAUGAAGAGAAUCUUCCAAAUAAAAGUAAAAUUAAUAGAAUCACAAGUAGCUCUAUUAGCAAUAAACAAUUACAGCGUCAAAAGUCAACCGUAGAAGAUGCAAAGGACUCGGACACUGGUGUUAAACAAAAUGUAACUAAAAAGGAUUCUUCAGAUAUAACUAAUAAUAAAAUAACAGGUAAUGAAAAGACUGUAGUUUGCUCGCCAAAAUCAAAUGCCAGUAGCUCAAUUCCGGUUUCAAAAAUGUCAACAGCAGGGAAAACAACUGUUCAAAGUACCAUUCCAACAAAAUCGACAAUAUCAACUUCAAAGGUACCAAGUACUUUGAAUAAACUAACAGGAGUAGAUGGUAAAACAACGUUAGUUGCACCCAAAACUUCUACUACACCAUCAAUAAAAGAAACGCCUAACGUGACUAUCACGGGAUCACUAUCUAAACCAAGUACUACUAAAAUAACUACUGCAGCAAGUACAAAUCUUGUAAAAACUCUAUCAACAGGAGGCACUAAAUCAGUACCUAGUACUACGACAUCUAGUUCUCAGAAAAAUACAUCCAGUUCAAUUCCAAAAUCUACAGCAGCUACUGGUCAAUCGACGACAAGCUCAACUAAGCCUUUAAUAGUUUCAACUGUAAAGUCUACGCCCACGGCGGCUACUACAAAACCUUCUACAUCUUCAGCUUUGUCUAAAACAUCAACAGUUACAACUAUGAAAGCCUCAGUAACCAAAGCUCCGAGUGCGACUAAAGUAACACAUUCAAAAUCCGCUACAAGUACUGCAGCUACGGCAAAAACAGCUCCAAGCAACCAAGAUGAUCCAAAAACGAACGAUAAGAGUAAAGACGAUAAAUCCAAAGCUUAACAUUUAUAGUUAACGAAUUUUAAAUUAGGAAAUAAUUGGCUCAAGUCUCAGUGAUACUUUGUUACUUUCUGUUAAAAAGUUUCGUGUUCUGUCGUAUAGUUAGUGGUCAAAUAAUACUUGAACAUAUAGGUUGCGUGUGUCGUUUACUCGUGUAGAAUCUCCUCAAUUCCUCGCUCUAAUGCUAAAAGCGUAUAUUGUUACAAAUCUAAAGUUGUAAAUAGUUUUGUGAACAUUAUGUUAUUACUUUGACUUAUAAUUUUGAGGACCGAAUUGUGCGCGUGAUUAGGCCAAAUUAUAUUUAUACUACACUUACUCGGAAAGUGCCUAUCUGACCUUCACGUAACACGUGAAAGGAACAUCCAAUAUAGGUUAGAUAGGUCAUUUUCAUAUGUACCUCAGUGAGAGCGUUUCUAAACUGUGCUACCACGGAGUGGAUGUACAUAUAAAUCAAUAAAUUUGAAAAAUGCACGCAACUCUCCAUCUCCUUUUAUAUUGUACAACAUGAAAAUGAUUAGGAAUAAAAAAGGUACUAAGUAUACUUAAUUCCCUUGUAGGUGUAGUAUAAAGCACUAUGUGUCACUCGGAAGAAAGUACCUAUG
This is a messenger RNA of Pectinophora gossypiella (pink bollworm), 2841 nucleotides long. RefSeq names its product sodium- and chloride-dependent glycine transporter 1-like (gene GlyT). The transcript has 2 exons. The record is from RefSeq and is a predicted model, not a curated record. Bases 134 to 2242 code for a protein of 702 amino acids. Lineage: Eukaryota; Metazoa; Arthropoda; Insecta; Lepidoptera; Gelechiidae. Gene Ontology annotation, biological process: sodium ion transmembrane transport. Gene Ontology annotation, cellular component: membrane.